AUGACCCUGCACUGCCCGGGUCACCUCUUCCCAGGGUCCCCCCUCUACCACCUGCUCUAUAUAAACCCCGGGACUGAGACAGACCCACCAGUCCCAGCCCCUGGAUUUGUACCAAGGAUGCUGCUGCUGCUGCUGCUCUCCACAGCCUUUCUCCCACUGCCUGCAGCCUUUCUCCUGCCCCCGAGGCUUCAUGCUGCUCGGGUCAUCAGGGGCCAGGAAGCCCCACUUGGCUCCACACCCUACAUGGCCUACGUGCAAACCGGGUCAACGGGAAGCUGCGGAGGGUUCCUGAUCCGGGAGGAUGUGGUGGUGACGGUGGCUCAUUGUAACUGCAACCUGGGCAACAUCUUUGUCUACCUGGGAGUCCAAGACUUCAUGAAGCCAAGACAGAACUGGCAACGGAUCCGGGCCCGUCGCUGGGUUCAGCACCCUGGCUUCAACAAUGAGAACUUUGACAAUGACAUCAUGCUGCUGAAGCUGUGGCACAACGCGGAGCUGACUGAGUGGGUGGGUCUUGUCCCCCUGCCGGAGGCUGAUCACCACGUCAGCCCAGGCUCCAAGUGCAGCAUGGCCGGGUGGGGUCAGACCGGAGUGAACACCAUCACCAGCAGGCUGCAUGAGGCAGAGCAGGACGUGGUGUCGGACAGCCUGUGCAGAAAGCAGUAUCGGCAUUACAACCCCACCACCAUGCUGUGCGCCGGCAGCCCCCACGCCAAUAAAUCAGCCUCCCAGGGCGAUUCCGGCGGGCCCCUGGUGUGCAACGGGGUGGUCCAGGGCAUUGUCUCCAAUGGAAAUCCGGAUGGGCGACCCCCCAGUAUAUACACGAGAAUCUCCAAAUUCAUCCCCUGGAUCAACGAAACUCUGCAGAAGCUGAGUUAA
Messenger RNA from Emys orbicularis (European pond turtle), 879 nucleotides. RefSeq names its product duodenase-1-like. The coding region runs from base 1 to 879 and encodes 292 amino acids. Gene Ontology annotation, biological process: proteolysis. The transcript has 5 exons. Gene Ontology annotation, molecular function: serine-type endopeptidase activity. The record is from RefSeq and is a predicted model, not a curated record. Gene Ontology annotation, cellular component: intracellular membrane-bounded organelle; cytoplasm. Lineage: Eukaryota; Metazoa; Chordata; Testudines; Emydidae.